UAAAGGUAGUAGCAGAUCCCGUGCGUGAAUUGAUGUUCGAUGGCAAAUAUAAGUUUCGAGAGUUUAGUUGGUUUGUUGCGUAUGGGUCACUGUCACCAAAACAUGGCACUUUUUGUCAAGCCUCAAGAGCCACAAAUGGACCCCAUACAAGCAUAAACAAAGUUGGAUGGAAAUCGGCGAGAUCCUAAUUGGUGGGCUUUGGCAUUCGUGUUGGGCAACUGCGUUCACUCAACAACCUCAGCCACCUCUGCAUUCGGCUUGGUUGGGCUCGUUGACUUUUUGAUCGGUGACACUACUGCUUAUGGUCAAUCCUUGUAUUUAGCCAGCCCUAGGGACACGACACUUCUGGAGUGAGUUGGUGACGUCCAUGGAAGCGUUCCCUGACCCUGAAAGCGCUGCCAAAGGUCUGAUGUGAAUUUUAGAGUGAGUUCCAGCCGGGUCUCUCUCUCUCUCCUUCAUCGCCGUCAUUCAGACUGGAAUCAUGUUUUGCCCUCCGACUUCCAUGAAACCUUACACUCAAUGCACCAUUAGUUGUCCUAAAAAUGUUGACCCCAGUCUACCUCGAUCUGUCCGGAUCCAAUAUUGGAAAGAUCAUCAAGAAACCGGUCACACGUGUAAUUGGCACUAUAACCAACGUCGACGUAUGCAAGAAAUCUUUCCGGAUGUGUUCCUCGGGCCGUUUGCCGCCGCUACUGCCAACCAGCUCUGCAAUCUUGUGGCACAAGAAAUCACUCACAUAGUCUGCGUCCGUGGUCCCAUGGAACGGAACGUCAUCAAACCCAGAUUGCCCGAUCGUUUUCAAUAUUUGGUCAUCGAUCUGGCCGAGUCCGAAUUCGAAUCCGUUUUGCCCUUGGUGUCGAAGCUACACACUUUCAUCAACGAAGCCAUGGCCCAAGGUGGGCGGGUUCUCAUUCACGGCAAUUGCGGAUCUUGCCGCUCUGCCGCCCUAGCAUGUGGAUAUCUUAUGCACGAGCUUCGUUGCACGGUUGAUGUUGCUUUUGCUUGCAUUUAUCGUCGUCGAUGUAACAUUGUCGCCUACGAACCAUUUAUGCAGCAACUGAAGGAAUUAGAGCCCAUCAUUCAAGCACAAGCACAACAAUCGUCUUCGAACUAUGACACAAUCGAAUACAAGCUACCCAUCGGUUUGGGUGAAUUGGUCCAGUCUAGCAAGAGGUCGAUUUCCACUUGGGACCUUUCUGAACAGGAACCCUCAAGCGUGAGGAGGAAGAUGAGGCGGAGUUCCAGUCCAAGCAUGGAAGAAAGUUGUCCAAUUGACAUGGAAUGAUGAAUGAAAGGCUGCACCAGAACAAGAUCAUUCCCCUCAAACCCUCGUAUUAUGUUUCAGUUUCUCGAUCAAUGAGUCUUCCAUCUGUUUUUGUCUGUGAUGCUCUCAAAGCAUAGAAUAAUCAUUUUCAAUAUUGCCAAUCGAAAAUUGCUAAAAUCAAAUGCCAAGUGAAACCUGAAAAUAUUGUCAUGCCAUAAGAAGGUUCAAAAUAAAGCCAAGCAGGAUAUGCUAUCUCGAUGA
Tigriopus californicus is the source of this 1525-nucleotide messenger RNA. Its product is annotated as serine/threonine/tyrosine-interacting protein B-like. Gene Ontology annotation, biological process: regulation of ERK1 and ERK2 cascade; protein dephosphorylation; negative regulation of SCF-dependent proteasomal ubiquitin-dependent catabolic process. NCBI's taxonomy places the organism in Eukaryota, Metazoa, Arthropoda, Copepoda, Harpacticoida, Harpacticidae. Gene Ontology annotation, cellular component: cytoplasm; nucleoplasm. The transcript is spliced from 6 exons. Gene Ontology annotation, molecular function: protein tyrosine/serine/threonine phosphatase activity; F-box domain binding. Bases 482 to 1285 code for a protein of 267 amino acids. The record is from RefSeq and is a predicted model, not a curated record.